Molecule: messenger RNA, 1741 nt
Organism: Perognathus longimembris pacificus (Pacific pocket mouse)
Lineage: Eukaryota; Metazoa; Chordata; Mammalia; Rodentia; Heteromyidae
Gene: Pex13
Product: peroxisomal biogenesis factor 13
Exons: 4
Coding region: 60-1271 (403 amino acids)
Biological process (GO): protein import into peroxisome matrix, docking
Cellular component (GO): peroxisomal importomer complex; peroxisomal membrane; peroxisome
Molecular function (GO): protein binding
Source: RefSeq, a predicted model, not a curated record
GGUGUUCCAGGGCCUGGGACUGCCGGGGCAGGGAGCGGGAGCCGACCCGAGGCGGAGAGAUGGCGUCGCAGCCUCAGCCUCCCCCCAAACCCUGGGAGACCCGCCGAAUUCCGGGGGCUGGGCCGGGCCCGGGCCCUGGCCCCACCUUCCAAUCUGCUGACUUGGGUCCUACUUUAUUGACAAGACCUGGACAACCAACACUAACCAGAGUGCCCCCUCCUAUUCUUCCAAGGCCAUCCCAGCAGACAGGGAGCAGCAGUGUGAACACUUUCAGACCUGCUUACAGUUCAUUUUCUUCUGGCUAUGGCAACUAUGGAAAUUCAUUUUAUGGAAGCUAUAGCCCUUAUAAUUAUGGAUAUAAUGGGCUGAGCUUUAACCGCCUUCGUGUAGAUGAACUUCCACCCAGUAGAUUUGUUCAGCAAGCAGAAGAAAGCAGCCGAGGUGCAUUUCAGUCCAUCGAAAGUAUCGUGCAUGCAUUUGCCUCUGUCAGUAUGAUGAUGGAUGCUACCUUUUCUGCUGUCUAUAACAGUUUCAGGGCUGUAUUGGAUGUAGCAAAUCACUUUUCCCGAUUAAAAGUACACUUUACAAAGGUUUUUUCAGCUUUUGCUUUAGUUAGGACUAUAAGAUACCUUUAUAGACGAAUACAGUGGAUGAUGGGUUUAAGAAGAGGCUCAGAGAAUGAAGACCUAUGGGCAGAGAGUGAAGGAACUGUGGCCUCCCUCGGUGCUUAUGACCCAGCAGCUAACUCAGCAAAAUCUUGGCCAAUAUUCUUGUUCUUUGCUGUUAUUCUUGGUGGUCCUUAUCUCAUCUGGAAGCUUCUGUCUACUCACAGUGAUGAAGGAACAGGCAACAUCAACUGGGCAAGUGGCGAGGAUGACCAUGUAGUUGCUAGAGCAGAAUAUGAUUUUGCUGCUGUAUCUGAAGAAGAAAUUUCUUUCCGUGCUGGUGAUAUGUUAAACUUAGCUCUCAAAGAACAACAACCCAAAGUGCGUGGCUGGCUUCUGGCAAGUCUUGAUGGUCAAACAACAGGACUUAUUCCUGCAAAUUAUGUCAAAAUUUUGGGUAAAAGAAGAGGUAGAAAAACAGUAGAAUUGAGUAAAAUUUCCAAGCAGCAACAGUCUUUUACCAACCUGACAGUAAUUAAAGGAGCCACAGCUGCUGAUUCGUUGGAUGAACAGGAAGCUGCCUUUGAAUCUGUUUUUGUUGAAUCUAAUAAGGUUCCUGGUGCACCUGAUUCCAUAGGAAAAAGUGGAGAUAAACAAGAUCUUUGAUAUCUUUCAUGUUUGGGUGCAGUUGAACAAUACUUUAGAGUACUUUUAACAGUCACUUCUUAUAAAGAAAUUAGUCUACAAUUCAAUGAAAACAUUUGUUAUUGGCUAUUCCAGGUGUUUUGCUGCUAGAAAUUAUUAAAGUUAUACUCUAAUAUGUUGGUCUAGAGACCUGGUUACAUUUUACAAUUUAUUGGACCACAAAGACAUUUAUUUCACCUAGCUUUUAAGAUUAUGGAGAUUGCUCUCAUUUUCCUUAUAUUUAAGUCCCUUGGCUUAUUAGAACAGUAAUUUUGAUGAACUAUAGAAUAUGUGGUUUACUUCAGAAGGGAUCAUUAAUGCUUUUCAGAGUUGUAGGUUAAGUGACUUGAAAUCCUCAAAUUGCGUUAUAAUAUAUACAUAUCAGAAUAGGCCAAAAAACUAAUUUUUUUACAGUCUUAAGUAAACUGAAUAAUAAAAAUUUUCUGAUCUGU